Molecule: messenger RNA, 2255 nt
Organism: Sphaeramia orbicularis (orbiculate cardinalfish)
Lineage: Eukaryota; Metazoa; Chordata; Actinopteri; Kurtiformes; Apogonidae
Gene: oaz2a
Product: ornithine decarboxylase antizyme 2a
Exons: 4
Coding region: 1-552 (183 amino acids)
Biological process (GO): positive regulation of protein catabolic process
Cellular component (GO): nucleus; cytoplasm
Molecular function (GO): ornithine decarboxylase inhibitor activity
Source: RefSeq, a predicted model, not a curated record
AUGAUUUUUGUACUUCUAGCUCCAGAAUAUCGAAGUCUUUGCUUCCCAGCUCCAGCCCUCAGACCCCUGGGCCUCUGUGGUGCUCCUGAUGCCCCUCACCCACAGCUGAAGAUCCCGGGUGGGCGAGGGUCGGUCAGGGAUCACUGCACCAUACAACACCAGGAUGACAACUUGACAGUUACACAAACCACCUCAGUCAGUGGAAACUCAUCUCUUCUUCGCUUCCACUACCAGCUGACUGAGUGCCGCUCUGCUUUCUGGGAUACAGCGCUAUCUGAAGACAGUCUGUUUCUGGAGAUUCCUGCUGGCCCGUUGGUGGAGGGCAGCAAAGAGGGGCUGACAGCUCUGCUUCAGUUUGCAGAAGAGAAGCUGAAAGUUAACUUCGUGUUCCUCUGGUUUCAUAAAAAUAGAGAAGAUCGAUUGUCCAUCAUCAGGACGUUCCACUACAUGGGCUUCGAGAUGGUGAAGCCGGGCAACCCUCUGGUCCCAGCCCGGCCUGACCUGGUCUUCAUGGUUUACUGUAUGGAUGCUAGCAGCUCAGACGAGGAGUGAUUCCUCCAACUUUUUAAGACAGAGAUACUCCAUCAAAAAAAAAAAAAAGACUUGAGGAGGAAUAUUUCAUGGGCUGAUGUAGGGAGUAGAUUUAAAAGUGUGUCUUUGUCCCUAAUCAGGACAAACAACAUUCAGGAAAGAAAACUGUUUUAACUUUAGACUUUGUGUAUCUGAUGCUUUUUAACUUUUCUAAAUUGUGUGCUUACUCUAUUGAGGGAAGGAAGCAGGGAAUUAUGGGUGUGGUAUAUUCAGCAAAUUGUUUGUCUUCCUAGUGUGGAUGGAUGAAGGUCUGAUCUGAUACAUUUAGCAAUAAGACACGUCCAGGUUUUCAUUCCGUCUUUAAUCAAACGACAGAAUAAUUUGCCUGAAUUAUCAACAGAUUGUGGUUUGUUCAAAGUGCAGGAUGUUCAGGAUUAAACCAAAGCCCCAUAUGUUUCUGCUACUUUAAAAUGUGUAGUCAGGUGACACAUUAAAGGGUAAAUCCACUGUGUGGAGAUGAUGUUCUUCCUGAAAUAUCCAGAUAUUGGCAUAUCUUCAGUUACGAUGGUGGAGGUUGGUCCAGAAUAUCCCACAGGGCUAAUAGAGGCUCAUCUUCAACGUGAUUCUACAGUGUCAGUAAGGUCUCCACUGUGGCCUCAUUAAGUCUGUGCGCCAAAAUAAUAAUCGUGAGUUAAUAUUAUUUUUUUGUUUUUAAUGUUUAUUUUGUUCAUACUGCCUGAUAAAUGUUUCAGUCUUCCUCCGAUUGCAAUAAAAGGACUAAAAUAAAGUCCCCAAAUCAGAGUUGUAACCCUUUACAUACUGCUCAUGCCUAUUCCUUAACUCAUUCAUUCAUCUUCUGAACUGCUUUGUCCUCAAGAGGGUCAUGGGAGUGCUGGAGCCUAUUCCGUUGUCCGCUGAUUGCAGGGCUGACAUAUAGAGACAAGCAACCCAUCACUCUCACAUUCACACCUAUGGGCAAUUUAGAUUAACCAAUUAACCUAUAUUAGUGCAUGUCUUUGGACUCAAAAUUUUAAAUAUUAAAAACGCAUGAACUGUCAUUCAGCUGCUAAAAUGUUUGCACAGUAAGGCUGACUUGGGUCAAAAAGUCAAAUUAAAAUACUCAUAUUUUUGUGGAAUGUCGGUAUAACAUUUUAUCGCCCAUCUCUACCUCAGAGCUGGAAAAUGUUUUAUUUCAUAAUUCAGCAGCGUUUCUGUUUCAGCUGCGCAAACCAAGGCCCUUCUGUUCCAUAAUGUUUGAGGUUCACGGAAUUUCAUCUAGCAUGGUCUUCAUUAAUGUGUCACCUUUUUGUACAAUGUGUUUUCAGCUCUGAAUGAGGCUUUUUGUGCCUAAAAGAGAAGCAUGCAAUGUUAAUGUUUUCUACUGUAGAGUCUUAUUGAAAAAUGGGUGUCUUGUAUGAGCUCAUAGUGGCUGAAAUCAGAGCACUUCACUUAAUUUUAUGCAGUAAUCACAUCUGUUUGAUGUUCUCUGAAUCCAAUGCCAAAGAGUCUGCUGUCAAAACACAUAUGAACUACAUUCCCCAUCACACAAUGUUCGCGUGUUCUGUGUUCAGAAGAACCUACUGAUUCAGCUCUGACUGUAAACUGUAUGUUUUAUUUUCAGAAGUAUAUUUUUAUGGAUGAUGUUUAUUGAUCUAUGUUUGUUCUCUGUGACUUAACUAAACCAUCAAAGGGUGAAAUAAACUGUUCUGCAUCUGCUGCGUUAA